Messenger RNA from Macrosiphum euphorbiae (potato aphid), 939 nucleotides. Lineage: Eukaryota; Metazoa; Arthropoda; Insecta; Hemiptera; Aphididae. The record is from the annotation of a GenBank genome assembly.
AUGGAAACAGUGGUAUCUAUACCAAUUGCCGAUCCGGCCAUGGAGAAUAAAGACAUUAUAGCUUAUAAGCAGGAAUUAAUAAAGGAUGUAUACUGUACCAAUGUAGUAGGAACAGUAAAAUUAGGAAAAGUCAUAGUUAGUAUAUUAAAUGUUUCUGAAGUAACGAAGGAAAUAAAUGAAAGUGUAAUGAAUCGAAUAUUAUAUGAUACCGCGACGAGUUAUAAUAUACAUACGGUACAUGCCGUGAUUAACAACGAUAAUCGUGUAAAUAGAAUCCUUAAUUUAAUACGAAGUGAUCAUAUGAGCAUUGAUGAGCGAAAAUCCAUUUUUGAAAUAUGUGAGCAAUAUUCCGAAAUAUUCCAUUUAGAAGGCGAUCGACUCACUUUUACAAAUGCAGCUGAGCAUGUCAUUAAUUUAAACGUUAAUCAACAACCCAUUUACCAAAGACCAUAUAGGUUACCACAUUCACAACAAUCUGAAAUUAAACAACAGUUAGAUAAAAUGGAACAGGGUGGAAUUAUAGAACCUUCUAGUUCACCUUGGAACGCCCCGCUCUUACUUGUUAAGAAAAAACUGGAUGCAAGUGGUAAAGAAAAGUUUCGCAUCGUGAUAGACUUUAGAGCUUUAAAUCAAGUGACUUUGAAUGAAUUUCAUCCCUUACCUAACAUCACGGAAAUACUCGAUCAUUUAGGACAAUGUCAAUUGUUCAGCGUGAUUGACCUUGCCUCAGGCUUUUAUCAAAUUCCGUUAUCAGAAUCUUCACGUGAACUUACAGCUUUUUCUGCGAAUAAUGCACACUACCACUUUAGGCGAAUGGCGAUGGAGAUGAAAACUAGCCCCUCGACAUUCCAGAGACUUAUGGAUAAUGUAUUAUCUGGAAUAAUUGGAAUUAAAUGUCUAGUAUAUCUUGACGACAUAAUUAUUUAUGCGAAAAAUUAG